This is a messenger RNA of Ilex paraguariensis (yerba mate), 1933 nucleotides long. Lineage: Eukaryota; Viridiplantae; Streptophyta; Magnoliopsida; Aquifoliales; Aquifoliaceae. The record is from the annotation of a GenBank genome assembly.
CCUCUCUUCCACCCUUCCCGUCAACCUCCAACCACCAUUUCUCUCUCUCCCCCUGCCUAAACAUGAGUGGUUUUAGUUUCAAAAGAUUUACAUUUAUGGUUUUUAUUGCCUUCCUUGUUUGGUCCUGGAGCAUUGAUACUUGCAAUGCUAGAAGGGGUAAACAUUGGAGGCGAACCAGAAGUGCCUCAACUUCUCUGUACAAGAAGAAAGGAAAGCACCAUGGCAAUAGUCAGCACCAUAGCAAUGGCAGUAGAUCAAAACCAAAAGCUCCAUCACCAAAACCAUCAUCUCCUCCACCUCCUAAACCGAAAGAAGGAAUGCCGUCAACCCCGCCAACCAAAGGUUACAACUAUGGUCCUUCCACUACCUUCAACGUGUUAGACUUUGGUGCUAAGGGAGAUGGAAUCACUGAUGAUACUAAGGCAUUCCAGGCUGCAUGGGUAGAUGCUUGUAAAGUGGAGGCAUCAACGAUCAUCGUUCCAUCAGAGUUCGAGUUCCUUGUGGGACCCAUUUCAUUCUCUGGUCCUUACUGCCAACGAAAUAUUGUUUUCCAGCUUGAUGGCACAAUAAUUGCUCCAACAAAUUCCAAAGCGUGGGGUUCGGGCGUCUUACAAUGGCUACAAUUUACAAAACUGGUAGGAAUUACUAUUCAUGGAAAAGGUAUUAUCGAUGGAAGAGGCUCAGUUUGGUGGCAAGAUUCCCCACUCGAUGAUCCUAUAGAUGAUGAAACAAAACUGGUUGUCCCCUUGAACAACAUGGAAGAAAAUGCACCCGUUCCGAUACGAACAUCACUGGGUGGAAAAAUGCCAAGCAUCAAACCAACUGCACUAAGGUUUUACGGGAGUUUUAAUGUGACUGUCACUGGCAUAACAAUUCAAAACAGUCAACAAUGCCACCUCAAGUUUGAUAAUUGCAUAGGAGUUUUAGUUUUCAAUAUGAGCAUUUCAUCUCCCGGCGACAGCCCCAAUACAGAUGGAAUCCACUUACAGAACUCCAAGGAUGUGCUAAUCCACAGUACCAACCUUGCUUGCGGAGAUGACUGUGUUUCUAUACAAACUGGAUGCACAAACGUAUAUAUACACAAUGUGAAUUGUGGACCAGGACAUGGAAUCAGCAUUGGAGGGCUUGGAAAAGAUAACACCAAAGCUUGUGUCUCAAAUAUCACUGUUAGGGACAUCAAUAUGCAUAACACAAUGAACGGAGUCAGGAUCAAAACAUGGCAGGGUGGAUCAGGAUCUGUGCAUGGAGUACUCUUCUCUAACAUUCAAGUUUCUGAAGUCCAAAUUCCCAUCAUAAUUGAUCAAUUCUACUGUGAUAAAAGUAACUGCAAGAACCAAACAUCUGCUGUAGCUCUAUCAGGAAUUCACUAUGAAAAGAUAAGAGGAACAUACACGGUGAAACCUGUGCACUUUGCUUGCAGUGACAGCCUGCCAUGUAUGGAGGUAACCCUAACUGCCAUAGAACUAAAACCGCUGCAAGAACAGUACCACCUGUAUGAUUCAUUCUGUUGGCAGACUUUUGGAGAGUUGUACUCUCCUACAGUCCCUCAAAUUGAUUGUAUACAGCUCGGAAAGCCAUCAAGAAACAGGAUUCAGGCUGAUCAUGAUUCAUGUUAAGCAUAGCCUAGGCAUAUUCCGGUGUAUUUCAGAUGUGUGGUCAGUGUGUUUCCUGACCCCUUUCACAUCAUUAUUUCAUUGAGUGUGUACCUAUUAAUUUUAGUUUAUAGGGAUUUUUCUUUACUAUGAUUAAAUAGAUUCCCUAGCGUGAGAGCCUAGAAACUUUGUUAGCAUUUAAGGGUUUGAAAGUAAUGUACAAAAUAGUAUAUAUAUACAGCUUCAUUGCACCACAUCUGAUAAAUAAAUCAACGUUUCAACACAUUUAAGUUUAUAAAUCGCAAGGAAAUAUAUAUGCGUGAUGACAUUUUCAUGUGUCG